GUAUUUUGUACCAUUUGUGAACUUCAAGUCCGCAAGCUUACAAAAAUCCAACUUGCUUGUAUGCCCCAUCUCUCUAUCUCUCUUCCACUCAAUUCCUCUCCCAUCACCAACCUCACUUCCCCUUCUAUAUAACAAGGAGAUUUGCACUCACCCUUUCUCACACUACUCUCUCUUAACUCUCAACCCUAAUACACCACCAUGGCCGCAGCCUGAGCUGUCGUGAUCCUCUCAUUCCUCCUCCUCAUCUCGGCCUCCUUCACCUCUGGGUGUGGCACGUGCCCAAGGCUCCCCCGGUGAACCCGUUCUGCCCCAGGGACACGUUGAAGCUCGGCGUCUGUGCUGACCUCCUUGGCCUGGUGAAUGUGGUCAUCGGGGAGCCCCCGUCGGGCGACUAGUGCUGCCCGCUGCUCGAGGGGGUGGCGGCAUGCCUCUGCACUGCCAUCAAGGCGAACGUGCUCGGCAUAAACCUAGACGUACUGGCGGCGCUCAGCGUCUUGCUCAGCGCUUGCCAGAAAACGGUUCCUCCCGGUUUCAAAUGUGAUUGAAUGCAGUGAGAACUGAGAAAUUCAUUGAAACUUGAGAUUGAUGUGUACUGUGUCCCUCUUCUUUGUGUGUGUGUGUGUUCUCUCCCUCUCUCUCUCUCUCUAUUUAGGUUUGAAUGAUUUAAUUUCAUGCAAUAGGCUAGGCAAGAAUGUUUGCCUUUAGCGUACUAAUAAUGCCUUGCACUAUUUGUUACCAAUCUGCAGUAGAGUAUUAUUGUGACGAUUUGAUGCUGCAUGUGUCCAAAAUUAUCAAAUUGCUGGAUUUAUUUCACAUUAUAUACACAAUUAGUCUCAAUUCAUUCUUUAAUUGUUAUUACUUAUUACUUUCGUAUGGUAGAUUUAAGUUUUAGUCCGUACACACAUACAUGCUUUGUUUUAACCUAGACGACAACAAAUGGUACAGCUCAGUAUUUUGCAUUUUCUUGAAAAAAAAAACUAUCACACUAAUUCUUGUGUAUUAAAAAAAGUCAUUUCGAAUUUCUUGUCACGUUCACAUCAUGGACUCUCCAUUUAAAUUUACCAAUAACUUCGGUGCUAACACAUAACAAUAUGACAUGGCCUAGACCUAUAAUAAGAUUGUUAACCAAUUUCUUGCCAAAUUAUGCUUUAAUCUUGUCUAUAUUACUGAAAGGUAGUGCUUAUAUUAUACCAAUUAUUGAUAUGAGGAAAUUAAUUUCAUUUCAUGUGAGGUGCUAAAACUAAUAGAUUUUCAACUUUUAUAGACAUUAAUCAAUUUCCUUGAACUUCCAAUUUCUCAUAUGAUGGAUCAGGUUUUUAAUUUGUCGUCACUUUAAUUGCCAGCGAGGAAUUGUUUCUUCUAAAAGAGAGAAAGUAUAUUGGGAUAAAAAAUGGAGUCGUAAAUAAAUGGGGAAUGCCUUCUAUGCACAAAAGAGAUCAGUCAAGGAAGAGAGAGGGAGAGAGAAAGGGGAUGGCGAUACUUUACGCGCUGGUGGCGCGUGGCUCGGUUGUGCUGGCGGAAUACAGCGCUACUUCCACCACGGCGAACGCGAUCGCGCGUCAAAUUCUCGAAAAAAUCCCCGGUAACAAUGAUACCAACGCCUCCUACUCGCAGGAUCGCUACAUUUUUCACGUCAAACGCACCGAUGGCCUCACCGUCCUUUGUAUGGCCGACGACACUGCCGGAAGGAGAAUUCCUUUUGCAUUUCUGGAAGAAAUUCAUCAGAGAUUUGUGCGAACCUAUGGUCGAGCUGUAUUGUCUGCACAGCCAUAUGCAAUGAAUGAUGAAUUUUCAAGGGUCCUUAGCCAACAAAUCGAGUAUUUCUCAAGUGAUCCUAAUGCUGACAGGAUAAACCGGCUUAAAGGUGAAAUGAGCCAGGUUCGGAAUGUCAUGAUUGAGAACAUUGAUAAAGUUUUGGAUAGAGGUGACCGGCUAGAAUUAUUGGUUGAUAAAACUGCCACUAUGCAAGGGAACACUUUUCGCUUCAGAAAGCAAGCUCGCCGUUUUAGAAACACUGUAUGGUGGAGAAAUGUCAAGCUUACGAUUGCAUUGAUAUUCCUUCUCCUGGUAAUAAUCUAUGUCGUUUUGGCUUUUGUUUGCCACGGACCCACUCUUCCAUCUUGCCUGUAAUGAGGUCUGCUCGUGACAUCUGGAUGCUAUUUCUCUUUCUCUUUCUCUUUCUCUUUCUUCUAUUAAGUCAAAGUGUACGCCCAGUUCUUUCACUUCAUAUCUCCUUGAGAUGUCUGAAGAAGUUGUUGGUUUUAUGGUUUUAUACUUUUAUUCUUGGUUUGAGAUUUAGUCAUGUGUAAAGCUGUCUCUGUAGGGCACCAGCUCUAUCUAGAUAUUGCACUAGGUAUUUUCAAGCAAAUUCGAAAUGGUUUGUUUGUUUUGUAAUCGACAUUUCUGGAUAUAUAAGUCAUGAUUUUUAA
Salvia splendens (bonfire salvia) is the source of this 2429-nucleotide messenger RNA. RefSeq names its product vesicle-associated membrane protein 711. The transcript has 5 exons. The record is from RefSeq and is a predicted model, not a curated record. Gene Ontology annotation, cellular component: membrane. Lineage: Eukaryota; Viridiplantae; Streptophyta; Magnoliopsida; Lamiales; Lamiaceae. The coding region runs from base 1414 to 2130 and encodes 238 amino acids. Gene Ontology annotation, biological process: vesicle-mediated transport.